This is a messenger RNA of Exophiala viscosa, 1350 nucleotides long. Its product is annotated as putative monooxygenase. NCBI's taxonomy places the organism in Eukaryota, Fungi, Ascomycota, Eurotiomycetes, Chaetothyriales, Herpotrichiellaceae. The transcript has 3 exons. Bases 1 to 1350 code for a protein of 449 amino acids. Gene Ontology annotation, molecular function: FAD binding. The record is from RefSeq and is a predicted model, not a curated record.
AUGAGCGACACUUAUGCUGCAAACGGACAGGGACUUGCUAUAAACGGCUACGAUGCGAGCCUAGAUAUUUCUGAUGCUACCAAUUACCUCACGAACGGGCACGACACAAACGGGGACACAGAACAAGGUGACAAUGUGAUAGUGGUCGGCGCUGGGCCUGUGGGCCUUCUCAUUGCCCUCCGCCUCGCCAAAGCCGGCAUCGCCACCACCAUCCUUGAAAUGCUUCCAUAUGUCGAACAGAGUCCACGCGCAGCAGUCUACCACGCGAUCUCGGUACGCGAAUUGGACCGCGCCGGCGUGUUGGAAGAUUGUCGCGCAAACGGCAGGACUAGCUCGGAUGUCUGCUGGCGGAAACUCAACGGCGAGAUCAUUGCAGCAAUUGAUCGAAAACCAUUGCCAGAUGAGAAGUACGAAGUUCUUGUCCUGGGACAGCAUGAGCUCGCCGAAAUCAUUUUGAAGCAUGUACGGCAAUGCAAAGAGAGUCAGGUUUUAUUCAACCACAAGGUUGUUGAAAUUCAGCAGGAUGAAAAGGGAGUGAGGGUGGCGGCCGCCACGCCUGAUGGCAUCCGGCAGUUUAGCGCAAGGUAUCUUGUUGGUGCAGAUGGCGGGCGGAGUGGUGUAAGGAGGCUGAUCAAUGUGCCGUUCGAGGGUUUUACGUGGCCUCAGUCGCUGGUCGCCUGUAACGUCAUCUAUCCUUUCGACAAGUAUGGGUACCAAAGUGGGAACUUUAUUGUGGACAAAGACCAUUGGUGUCUCAUAGCGAGCCUGAAUGAGCCGGGUCUGUGGCGUGUGUCCUACGGCGAGCUUCCAGGCUUGACACAUGAACAACUGAUGGAGAGGCAGCCGAUGAAGUUUGAAGCCAUUUUCCCUGGACCGAGACCACUGAAGUAUGAGCUGAAGAACGCGAGCCCUUAUCGCAUCAACCAGAGAUGUGCAACUACAAUGAAAAAGGGUAAUGUGUUGUUGGCUGGGGAUGCAGCGCAUUUGUGCAAUCCAUUCGGAGGGCUUGGACUGACCGGAGGUAUACUCGAUGCUGGAGCAUGCGCUGAUGCCCUGAUCGGGACAUUAAAACAGGGGUAUUCGGAGUCAGUGCUAGAGUGCUACGCCGAGAAGCGGAAGAAGAUCUGGCACGAUAUCAUCAAUCCAACUUCACAAGCGAACGUGAAGAGAAUUUUUGAGAACGACCCUGAUACAAUUGGUCAGACUGACCCAUUCUUGAAGAUGCUCAAUGAUCCGACCUUGGAUAAGGCGAAGCUCAGGGCGGGUGACGGACUUUAUGUCGACGUGCUUGCAGAUCAUAUGGUUUUAGGGGCAGACAAAUCGACUGUCGUCCCACUGCCGAGGAAUUGA